Molecule: messenger RNA, 1778 nt
Organism: Aphidius gifuensis
Lineage: Eukaryota; Metazoa; Arthropoda; Insecta; Hymenoptera; Braconidae
Product: trypsin-1-like
Exons: 5
Coding region: 604-1464 (286 amino acids)
Biological process (GO): proteolysis
Molecular function (GO): serine-type endopeptidase activity
Source: RefSeq, a predicted model, not a curated record
ACGUAUCCAUAAUCCUAGUGUAUAAGCUCUAGGUUUUUCUCUAGAGCUUCAUAAUUCUAUGACCAUAAAUAUCGUCAAUAAGCAAUGGGCUUCUAAAGUCUUAUCUUUCAUUUUUCUUUACUUUUUUAUUGAUCAAAACUAGCAUUCACUAUUUUUAGUAUCAUGUUUUAUCGUUUAUUAUUUUGUUUCAAACGUAUUUAACACUUGGGAAUUGUUAUGCCCAUAGGAGUAUUAGAAAAUAAUGAAAAUAAUGUUCGGGUCAAUGGCUAAUUAAAUAAUGAUUAGUACAUGAUUACAGCAUAAAAGAAAAAAGAAAAAAAAAAGAAUUGAUCGGGUUGAUCGGGCUUGAUAACUUUAAUAAAAAUUUUCAACCAACUCAAAUUGUUAAACUCAAUUCGACAUGAGUUUGACUUGUUAUCUUUAACACGGUAUAAUUGAUGAAUCAAUAAAAAAAAAAAUCAUUUCAAACGAAUGAUGAUUGUGUUGUUGGAGAGAAAUAAAAAAAGAGAAGAGAUGCCAAUAUGUUACGAGUAAUAUGAAUAGUGUAUAUGGUCAAAGUACGGUCAGUACGAUUUCAGUGUCCAUGAAGAUCAGUAAAACUAAAUGAUGAAGUUGUACAUUAUCAUUGGAAUCGUUUGGAUUAUUUGUUUUUUCGAUGUAGUAAGCUGUAAAAAAAAAUAUGUCGGUCCAAGGGUCAACCCAAAAUGCGUGUGUGGUGUAUCAGGGGAAGGUGUAGCUAAUAGAAUUGUUGGUGGUACAAUUACAAUUCCUCAUACAUUGCCAUGGAUAGUAGCUAUUUUUAAUAAACGAGCUUUACACUGCGGAGGAGUUUUAAUAAAUGAUCGAUAUGUAUUGACAGCAGGCCACUGUGUAAAAUGGGCUAAAAUGAUUGAUCUAGAUGUUGGAGUUGGAAUGCAUGAUAUUCAAGAUACUAAAGAAGGUUCUGUUAUAGAAAUUGAAAAAAUAAUUUUACAUAAAAAUUUCGAGAGUGAUUAUCUUCACGAUACCAAUGACAUUGCAUUGAUAAAAUUAAAAACUCCAGUGAAAUUUAAUGAAGACAUAAAACCAGUUUGUCUUCCAACAAAAGGAUCAGAUUAUACUGGUCAUAAAACGAAGGUUGCUGGUUGGGGUCGUGUGACAACUGACGGUGGUGCAUCAAGAUAUCUUCGUGAAGCAACACUCAGAGUUAUGGCAUUUGAACAAUGUAAAAAUACAUCAUUUGGUGAGCAUUUAACUGAGUCAAUGAUGUGUGCAUACAGUGAUGAUAAAGAUGCUUGUCAGGGUGAUAGCGGUGGUCCUUUACUUUUUGUACGAGAAGAUGAUAGAUACGAAACAAUUGGCGUUGUUUCUUGGGGAAUCGGUUGUGCGAAACGUGGUAUGCCAGGUAUUUACGUUAAAUUAACAGAUUAUCUUGGCUGGAUUAAAAAACACACAAAAGAUUCAAUUUACUGUCUUGAUAAAUAAAAAAAAAUAAUCAAUAUUUAUUUAAUUUUUUGCUUAUUUAUUCAUUUGACAACUGUGAAAUUUAAUAAUAAAUUAAAAGAAAAAAAACAUAACGAGUUUAUUGUUACUACGCAAAUUAAACUGUUCAAUUGUCACAGUUGAUUAUUAUAAUUUAAAAACUGAACAACUUUUUAAGCUCAAUAUUUUAUCGUUUGCAAUAAUAAAUUUAAUCGAAUUAAAAUGUUAUCAUUAUUGAUUGAAACAUAAAAUUCGACUCAUUCUUUUUUAUUUUUUAAUGAAUAAACAAUUUUUUUAUUGAUAUGAAAAAUCUUGUU